This is a messenger RNA of Colletotrichum navitas, 1302 nucleotides long. RefSeq lists its product as uncharacterized. The transcript has 3 exons. Lineage: Eukaryota; Fungi; Ascomycota; Sordariomycetes; Glomerellales; Glomerellaceae. The coding region runs from base 1 to 1302 and encodes 433 amino acids. The record is from RefSeq and is a predicted model, not a curated record. Gene Ontology annotation, molecular function: peroxidase activity.
AUGAGAUUCCAUGCUGCAGUUCUGGCUUCGCUCGCCGCUUCCGCGGUAGCCUUCCCCUCGCUGGCCGUGAAAGAGGGCCUCGAGAAGCUCGAGAAGCGCAACCCAGCGCCGGAACCGCAGCUCCUCACAGGCGUGCUCGGCUCGCUCAUAAACAGCAUCAGCGGCCUCCUCGGGAGCGUCGUCCAAGGCGCCCUCAACCCGGACGACAAGCGUCCCGAGCCCGGGUAUGAGUUCAGGGCUCCCGGUCCCGGCGACAGCAGAGGACCAUGCCCGGGCCUGAACCUGCUCGCGAACCACGGCUACCUGCCCCGCAACGGACACGUCAACUUUGGCCAAGUCAUCGAGGCCGCUGCCCGCGGCUUUAACAUGGGUCCCGAUGUGGCUACAGUAUUGCUCGUCUUUGCCAUCUUAACCGGCGGCGACAUCGCCACCGAGUCGUUCUACUUGGGGGCCGGCCCAGGAGGCGUUGGAGGGUUGAACAGACACUCCACGGUCGAGGCCGAUAUCUCCCCGAAUCGUGAGGACUUCUACAACGGAUGCGGCGACAACCACCACCUCUCGUCCCGCCUGUUCAAGCAGAACGUCGGCAUCGUUGCCGAGAGCGGAACCAAGCAGUUCGACCUAACCAACAUGGCCACCCAGUACCAGCAGUCCUCCAUGUUCUCCCAGAAGAACAACCCUUACCUCUACUACUUCCCCUUCCCGAUGAUCGCCUCGCUCGGCGCUUUCGCGUUCUACCCCCAGUUCUUCAGCAACGGCACGUACGGGGCCGGAGGAGUCGCCAACUACGAGUCCAUCUCCUCCAUCAUCGGAGCCAAGUACGACAGCGAGACCGGCGAGUUCCAGUACGUCCCGGAGACCUGGCCGGAGAACUGGUACCGCCGCUCCACGCCGUACGGCGCGGUGCAGACCCUGCUGGAUGGGCUCGGCGUCAUCUACCCCCGCAACAUCGUCGUGCCCGGCGCGGCCCAGCUCGGCACGGGCAACCUCAACGCCACGAGCCUGCUCUGCGACCUGUACCAGGCCGUCAACUCGUAUACCCCCCUCUUCGUCUCCGGCACCGUCGCCGAAGUGGCCGCCGCCUCCGCGUGGGCGCUUUCGAAGCUCGACCCGUACUUUGGCAGCACCGCCCUCGGAUGUCCGACCGGCACGCUGUCCCCCGACGCCCCCAGCCUUCUCUUUCCCAACGCGAGGAACGAGGGGGGUCCGCUCAACGCUCCGCCCAGCGUCGCGAGGAACGUUGGCGAUAACGUCUAUUACAAGACGUACUUCGCGACCGCCCCGGUCACCCCGGCGUGUUGA